Rhinolophus ferrumequinum (greater horseshoe bat) is the source of this 2492-nucleotide messenger RNA. RefSeq names its product leucine-rich repeat-containing protein 37A2. Bases 131 to 1942 code for a protein of 603 amino acids. The record is from RefSeq and is a predicted model, not a curated record. Gene Ontology annotation, molecular function: protein binding. NCBI's taxonomy places the organism in Eukaryota, Metazoa, Chordata, Mammalia, Chiroptera, Rhinolophidae. The transcript is spliced from 15 exons.
GGGGGUCCAGGCUCAGCCUUCCGAGGCCCCACAACAGUCUCCAGAACCACCUAAGAAGGUUGUAGUACAACCUCCAUUGUAUCAGGAGGUGACAGUUCCAACUCAAGGUGAGGGCGAGUAUCAGCCUCCAAUGUCACCCAGCGUCACAGUUCCCCCUUCGGACCUGGGCCUUGCCGUAACUGGAGAACCUACCACGGAGGCUAAGUCUUCUGCAGCCCUGGCCAAGACUACAGCUCCUUCUCCUAGGCACCUGGAGGUGACACUUCCACAUCCAGAGCAGGUUCAGAGCCAGCAUCCAAACCUGACUGAAGUCACAGUUCAACCUGUGGACCUGGAAGUUACCGUAACUCGCGAAACAGAGUCAUCUGAGACACUUCCUGCAACAACUGAGCAGAGUGCUUCCAGAAACAGGGACAUCUGUAAACUGUGUGCGUGCACAGAUGGGACGCUGUCGUGCACAGGUCUCAGCCCAGAGCAGCGGCUCCACAGAGUGCCUGAGCUCAAGUCCCACAGCUACAACGGCACCUUGACCAUCGUAAAUUUACAAGGAAACUCUAUUUCUUACAUUGAUGAAGGUAUAUGGAAGUCAUACCAUUGGGUUGCGAAACUAAUUCUCAGCAAAAAUAAUUUGAGUGAAUUACAUAAGGAUUCAUUUGAAGGCCUCCUAUCCCUCCAGUAUUUAGAUUUGUCCUGCAAUAGACUAGAAUCUAUUGAAAGACGUACAUUUGAACCGCUACCUUUUCUGCAGUACAUAAAUCUUGGGUGCAAUUCAAUCACAGAACUGAGCUUUGGAACGUUUCAGGCCUGGCAUGGAAUGCAGUUUUUACACAAGGUAAUUCUUGAUCGUAAUCCUCUGACAACUGUUGAAGAUUCGUAUCUUUUAAAAUUGCCAGCACUGAGAUAUUUAGACAUGGGGAGGACGCAAGUGUCACUUACAACAGUUGAGAGCGUCCUCAUGAUGUCCCUUCAACUGGAAAAACUGAUCUUACCCAUUCGUACGACCUGCUGCCUCUGCCCAUUUAAAAGCGAUAUUGAGGUCGUCUGUAAGACAGUAAAACUGCAUUGUGACACUGAAUGUCUGACAGACAUCACACAUUGUGAUGGAGAAGUAUCUGUAGGGAAUGCAGAAGGAUCGUUCAUGAAGGUAUUACAAGCCCGGAAGAAGAAAACAAGCACUGUGCUGACUAUUGAGCCUGAGAAGCCAUCCUCAAACAAAAAUCGCAUUAAUUUGUCAGCCUUCGGCGGCGAUCAAUUUGAAAAUCAGCUGAACCAACAGCUACAGUCCCUCAUCCCCAACAAUGAUGUGAGAAAGCUCAUUGCUCAUGUUAUCCGGACUUUGAAAAUGGACUGCUCUGAGGUCAACGUGCAGCUGCCCUGUGCCAGGCUCCUCUCCAGAACAGGCCUCCUGAUGAAGCUUCUCAGUGAACAGCAGGAAGUAAAGGAGUCCAAGGCAGAGUGGGAUACGGAUCCAUGGAAAAAUGAGAACUACAUCAGCGAGAGCACAGAAGCCCAGAGUGAACAGAAAGGGCAGGAGCCACGAGAGCGCACAAAAGAAGUUCCACGAUUUGACUAUCACACCAAACUCAUCUUGGCAAUAUCUGUGACUAUACUAGUGAUGCUUUUGAUUAUAAUUAUCUGUCUCAUUAAGAUUCAGUCUCAUAGAAGAACAUCAGAGGAAGGUAAAGAAGGAAGCUCAAGGGGCUUCUUUCGGUUCCUGCCGUGUAAGAAAUGCCCAUCGGAACAGGAGAGUCAGAAGAGCUCUUUCUCGAGAAGGCAGCCAAUUUGGCUUCAGGAUACGUAUGAGCUUCCCAAUGCCACACACAAGAAAAACAAGGCACAGAAACUACGUAUCCAAGAUUCUUCUAGUGAGGAUGAGACCUCCGAUGAGGAUACAGGGGAGCUCCGCGAAGUCAUAAUAGACAAGAAUCUGGAAUCAUCAUAGAGAAGAAUCAGGUUGGUGAAUAGACUACUGAGGAGCCAGGUGAAGAAAGUGACACAGCUCAUGACAACACCACAGCGUGAAACCUGUCCUGCCUCAGGCCACCUGCACAUUUUGUUUUGUAAUAUUGGCUUCUCAGCAUUGCUGAUCAAAUACUUGUUUUCCUUGUGUUGAAAUACUUAAAUCCGUAACCAACUCUGCCCACAUGAUAAGUAGUUAAGAUGUAAACAGCUAAGUAUUUAUAUACAAAUAACAAGGUCCUUAGCAAGAAAAGCAGGGCUGAAGUUAGAAUCCCUGGGAUAGCCAAUACUUCUGCCAGAGGCAGUGUUGGCAAAGAAGGAUGAAGAGGGGCUUCUCUCCCUCGUCUCCCCAGAAACGUCAGAACUUGAGGACACAUCAUCCCCAAAAGGUGUUGGUUACUAAGGCAAAUAACCACUGAUCCUGGUGUCCUCUUCCCGGUUCGCCAAGGACCAGUUAUGUCCAACAUCCUUGACCUCUUACCCAUCGAGGACCAUCCACUUCCGGCCCCUCCCGUCAGGUCUUUGGGGCUGCC